CCUAUGAAGAUGGAGCGGUCCACUGGAGGCCAAAUCCGUCCAUGUGAAGGACCUAUGAAGAUGGAGCGGUCCACUGGAGGCCAAAUCCGUCCAUGUGAAGGACCUAUGAAGAUGGAGCGGUCCACUUGAGGCCAAAGCUGUCCAUGGCUUGCUAAAGAGGACCGCGUAGAGGACUGAUGGAGAGGACCGUCGGAAAGGAACGCGGAGAGGACCGCCAGAGAGGACCGCCGGAGAGGACCGUAGAGAGGACCACUGGAGAGGGCUCGCCGGAGCAGUGGGAGCUUGAUGGACAAACUGGAGCAAUCGCGGCCACUGCCAUCUGCGGCUCGCUGGAGGAGUGGGAGCUCGUCGGAGGGCCGCCGCUGUUGCCCGUGGCUCGCCGGAGGAAGGAGGAGGCUCGUUGGACCUGGUUGUGGACCGAGAGUGGCUCACCGGAGAGGUUUGUCGGGGAUGACCGGACCGACGGAGAGGACCGCCAGAGGAACUGGGAGCUCGUUGGAGGGCCGCCGCUGCUGUCCGUGGCUCGCCUGAAUAAGUGGGAGCUCGUCGGAUGGCCACCGCCGCUGCCGUCCGUCGAGAAGGUGGCUCUGCUGAGGGCCAGUGGCUGCUCUCCAAGGUCGCCCAAGGCCAGGCGGAGCUCCCCGCUUCUCGCCGGAAGUGAGCCGCACUGGAAGGCUCGCCGAAAAGGACCCGUCGUUGUCCAAUGUUUCAAAAUGGCCUCUCUAGAUCUGGGCGGUCAAUCAACAUGAUGCAGAAGAGUAGGGAGUUUGUUUUUUCUCUUCUGCCCUUUUCCCUUCAACCUCUCUCUCUCCCUCUUUUUUGUUUUGUCUUUUUUUACUUUCUCAACCCACUUUUUUUUCUCCAUUACGGACUCGGAGCACAAAAGCUUUUUGUGACGGGUCCCACGGUCGGCGCCAGUGAUGAAAACCGCUUUUUCGGGGCGUCGACCCGACGAAAUCGGUACCGGGUCGGCACCGCACUGAAUAGCGAAAUUCGGAAAUUAAAGAAAUAAAUAAAGCGGAGAGAAAGUA
Messenger RNA from Cuscuta campestris, 1031 nucleotides. Lineage: Eukaryota; Viridiplantae; Streptophyta; Magnoliopsida; Solanales; Convolvulaceae. The record is from the annotation of a GenBank genome assembly.